GAGAUAGAGAGAGGGGAAAAUCUUCACUCCACUCACUCAGCUCUCGGGCGACUGGAAUGCAGCUACUGUCUCUCUGCUCUCCAUCAACACACACACACACUCACACACUCCGUCUCUCUCGUUCUCUCUUGGGAUCAGUGGUGUAUCCUUUAGACCCUGGACGUGUCCGGAUAAGUUUCGGCCUAAAGGAGAGAGAGAAGUUGUAAAGAUGAGAGAUAACCAGACAAGAAGAAUAUCUCAGGAGUGACAGCAACAAGACACACCACCACACACAGCCAAACCAACCCCAUCCAUCUGAGACAGAACUGUGUGUGUGUGUGUGUGUGUGAUGGAGCACAGGGAGCAGGACUGACUGACUAAAAGCAGCAGAGAGUAAGUGUGUGAUGUGAGUUUGUAUACUCGUUUGUGUGCUUCAGCUUUGGGAAGAAAAUGACGUGCAGGAUCUCGACGCUGCUGCUCUCCAGCCUUCUGAUUCUCUACCUGGUUCCUAUGUGGACACACAGCAGCUCAUUGGCAUCCAGUGCCACUCAGAUCAACUCAUCUCAUGCUGAGGAACUUAAACCUUCACUUCCUGCUGAAGUUCUGCCCGGUUCCUCAUCUCGAACACAUGCCCAUAAACAGCGUGCAGCAGAAGAGGCUGGAAGCAGUGGCCUGAAUGAAAAGGUGAUCAGCGCUGAUUCAGCUGAAAGUGAGCACCACCACACCAACACAGCUGUAGGUGGCAUGGGGGCAGGUCUUCCCACCCUGUCUCAUGGCAAAGCCCAGCUGGACUUUAAAGAGGAAAACCUAGAAGACGCCACCUCUUGGUGGCAAGGUGAAGCUCUGCAGCCUGAUGGACGUGUCCCCGACCCCAACAGCCGUUCUCCUCAGUUGUUCCUCAGCGAGUCGGAUGAUUCCAACCCCGUCAUUAAAGUGGGUUUUUAUCAACCGGAUCAACAGUACCAGCUAGAAAUCCCACCUCAGGAGGUUCAGGGUGGAGAUCUCACCUCCUGGACGUCUGAUUUUUAUGAUUACCUGGCGCCUGACUACUCCACCACAGAGAGCUAUGCGGUUGAAGACCAGUCCACACCUGCAGAAACGGAGGAUGAAAAUAUCCAGCUGAUUAAGAAGGCUGCUCCCGUUAACUCUCAAUCCUACGAUGGUGUGUCUGGUGGGGAUGAUCUGGUAGGACCUCCGAGGGCAGUGGAUAGCAGCGGAUGUGUUCUGGGAUUUGUUUGGAGGAACGGCACCUGCCAGUCACCUUGCGACUUCUACAGCAGUUACUGCUUUAAUGGGGGCCAGUGUUAUGUGGUGGAAGGGAUUGGUGCAUUCUGCAGGUGUAACAUACAGGAGUACAUGUGGAACAAAGGGACCAGGUGUGAGUCCGUCAUCACCGACUUUCAGGUCAUGUGCAUUGUGGUGAGCUGUGUUUCAGUCGUGCUGCUCAUCCUCUUCAUGCUCAUCGUGGUCUUCUCCAAGCGCCUCCAUCAGCUGAAAAUCGAAAAUAGACAACUGCGAAAACGCAGUAAGUCCAGGCCUCAGUCGGAGCAGAACAAUGACAACUUCUCGCUCUCCACCGUGGCUGAAGGUUCACAGACAAAUGUAAGGGAUGAGUGUGGUUCUCCAUCUAACCCUCCCCAUGCUUUGGCUUACUAUGAUAACAUGAUCUGUCAGAACGACACAGCCAAGCCAGAAGAGCCGGUCAAAAGCCCUGCUAAGGAGGAUGAGUCUCUGAAUAUCCAGAACACACUGCCACCAAAACAGGAGAACAACGACACCACCACCACCACCAUCACUGGCACUGACGAUCCUGAAGAGAGCGGCGUGACCAUUGAUCUGGAGCUCCUCCUCCCUAACGAAGCGAAGGCACACCCUGAGACGAGUCCCCCACUUCACUAUAACGUCUUCCUCUAUAAGCUCCCCAAAUCGCCCAAAAUAUCCCCGGGACGCUCCAGGCAGGGGAAGGUUCUCCCACAGAUCCGGCCCAGACGAGGCUCUGAGCCUGGCUAUAGCCCCAUGUCCUCCAGGACACCCAACCCUCGCCUGGGGAAAGCCUGCACACCUUGAUAACGCCUUGAAAAAUCUAAGCUGUAUGGUCAUGGUGACGUCUGCGUAUGACGACACGUUCUUGAUCUGGCCACAUGUACAUGUAAUCAAUGUACAACAAAUAAGCUGGAUUUCACCCCACAGAUCUCACAUGAGGUACCGUAAUAUUCCCAUAUAUAUAUAUAUAUUGCAAAUUUCCCUUCACUAUAAAGACCAUGAGUGCACAUCGACUUCCUGUAAUCAUCUCCCAAUCACGCCGAUACAAAACGCAGACGCCACGUCAUAAAAAAAAGAUUACUAAUGCAUUAACGAGGUGCUUUUUUUCUUUUCUUCUUCACGUUUCUAAUCUGAUUAAUAUUUUUUUGUUUCGAAUAAACACUGAAUCGUGUGAAAACUUG
This is a messenger RNA of Silurus meridionalis, 2423 nucleotides long. It is a transcript of the gene cspg5b, whose product is annotated as chondroitin sulfate proteoglycan 5b. Gene Ontology annotation, biological process: nervous system development. Lineage: Eukaryota; Metazoa; Chordata; Actinopteri; Siluriformes; Siluridae. The record is from RefSeq and is a predicted model, not a curated record. The coding region runs from base 430 to 2046 and encodes 538 amino acids. The transcript has 6 exons.